This is a messenger RNA of Amborella trichopoda, 2027 nucleotides long. RefSeq lists its product as uncharacterized. Gene Ontology annotation, cellular component: intracellular membrane-bounded organelle. The record is from RefSeq and is a predicted model, not a curated record. NCBI's taxonomy places the organism in Eukaryota, Viridiplantae, Streptophyta, Magnoliopsida, Amborellales, Amborellaceae.
AUAUAGCUUCUACUGAUUCUCAGCACUUAGAGAGAGACGAAAAGCUACCUCAUAGAGAGAUAGACGUUUGACUUUAGAGAGGGAGAUUAUGGGCGGCACUAGAAGAUCCUUAUAAGAACGAACAUAUACAGGAGUUUUGAGCUUUUUGAAUAGAGAUAGAUAGAGAGAGAGAGAGAGAGAGGUCCUUACAAUAAACCAACCCGUUUGUGAACGGUUCGGACGAUUAGACCGGCUAUUCUCCGGUUUUUCACAGAGGAAUAAGGUCCCUUCUCUUCAUCUCCAUUUCCACAAAAACCACGCUUUGAUCUUCACUUGCCCACGUCUUCUAAUGCUCUUAAAUCCUCCGAAUAUUAAGAUCACAAAAGCAGGGGCCAGGUUUCCAUCGAUUUACAGUCCCUUUCCUUCUCUUUCGUAUCGCAAGAGGAAAGUCAUCAGCCCCAUUUCUUCUUCACUGCCACUGGUUUUAAUGUCAAGCUAAAAUGGCGCUCAAUUGUUCAUCGAAGCGUUCGAAAACGAUAGUACAAGGUCUCUGUAAUCUCUAUUUUCACAGAACCCUCAAACCCAUUUCAAAAGAUGGUUUGUUUUCGUUACCAAACCCCUCAACCUUCCAUUCAAGCACCAAUGCAUACAAACAUCAAUAUCACAGCUCUUUUCCCAAUAUUUACCGAUUUGGGUUUUCUCAUUCAAGGAGAAUGGCAUCUGGGUUUAUUUCAAAACCUCCUCAAAAGCUUGCUUUAAUGGAUUUCAGGCCUAUUUCUUUGAAACCCAGAAUUGGGUCUUUCUCAUUUGGCAGUUUAGGGUCUUCUGGUAAGGUGAAUGCUGGGUUGUCUAAGUUUUUUGAUAAGCCAUUGUCAGCCAUUGGUUCGACCUUUUCUCGGUAUCCAGAGGCUGUGGGCCUUCAGAUGGAGGCCUUCUGGAAGAGGAAUUCUUUGGUUUUGCUUGGAGCGUUUGGUCUUGGGGUUUGCAUUUUGCUUUGGAGAGUUAUGUUUGGGAUAGCUAGUAUGUUUGUUGGGCUCUCAGAAGGCAUGGCCAAAUAUGGGUUUCUUGCUCUUGCAUCUGCAAUUGUUGCCUUCACAGGUCUUUAUCUUCGUUCUCGAUUUACCAUCAAUCCAGAUAAGGUUUAUAGAAUAGCUAUGAGGAAGUUGAAUACAUCAGCUGGAAUACUUGAGGUCAUGGGUGCUCCUCUAUCAGGAACAGAUGUGAGAGCUUAUGUUAUGUCUGGUGGAGGGCUUCGAUUGAAGAGCUUCAAACCAAGGCUUGGUGGGAAAAGAUGUUUUCUUAUAUUCCCAAUACGAGGCUCUGAAAGGAAAGGGCUUGUCAGUGUUGAAGUUAAAAAGAAACAAGGCCAGUAUGAUAUGAAGCUACUUGCAGUAGAUGUUCCCAUGACUUCUGGACCAGACCAGCGCCUGUUUCUGAUUGGCGAUGAGGAAGAGUAUAAAGUUGGAGGUGGUUUGAUAUCAGAGCUCAGAGACCCUAUUGUGAAAGCCAUGGCUGCCGCGAAAGAAUUCGAGGACAUUGACCAGAAGGAAGAAGAAGAGGAUGAGAAAAGAGAGCUUCAGGAAGCCGAAAGAAAGAGGCAAGAAGAGAUUGAAAACCCGGAGAAAGGUUCUUGAUUGGAAUAUGACUGACAAAACCUGGACAAUAGUUCUUCAUGAGAACAUGUGAGGUCUCUCUCUCUCUCUCUCUCUCAGAGUGUGUGUGUGUGUCAGUCACAUGCUUGCAUGGCUAGACAAUGUGCCAAUUGAUAGUUUCUUUCCUUUUGAAAGACUAAGGCCAGAGAUAAAACCCAGAAAAAGGCACUGAAAAUCAUCUCCAUCUUCCUCUCUCUGCCCUUCUCUGUGGUUAGAGAAGAGUGGUUGAAUGCCUUCUUCCUGAGAGGAACCCGAGAUCAAGGCUUUCGAAUAAAUUUUGUUUUCUUUUAUGCAAUUGAACUCUUCUAACUUUGUACCCUUUUUAUGGUUUGGGUGUGUAAAAUUUUCUUCAGUUAUUAUCGAAAUAUCUCAUUCAUGUGGUGUCUUUGGCUUGAA